Messenger RNA from Danio rerio (zebrafish), 1303 nucleotides. It is a transcript of the gene upb1, whose product is annotated as ureidopropionase, beta. Gene Ontology annotation, cellular component: cytoplasm. Gene Ontology annotation, molecular function: hydrolase activity; beta-ureidopropionase activity. The record is from RefSeq and is marked provisional. Lineage: Eukaryota; Metazoa; Chordata; Actinopteri; Cypriniformes; Danionidae.
GGCAACUGCGGACGACAGCUCAAAAUGUCCGGGAAAGACUUUGAAUCUCUAGAGAAAGUUCUGGAGGCACAUUUACCUGAAGCAGAGCUCAAAGAGGCCAGAAGACUGCUAUUCGGAAAAGAGCUGAAGAAGCUGGACCUUCCCCGGAGUGCAAUAGAUGCUGCAGGGCAGCAGGAUUUUGAUCUGAAGGGUUAUGUGUUUGAAGCUUCUCCAGAGCAGCUCAGACCACCCAGAAUGGUCCGUGUGGGACUCAUUCAAAACAAGAUAGUGCUACCGACUGAUGCCCCUGUGCUUGAACAGAUCACAGCUCUACACAAGCGUGUGGGGGAGAUGGUCGAGGUGGCGGCCAUGUGUGGGGUCAAUAUUGUGUGCUUCCAGGAAGCCUGGACAAUGCCUUUUGCGUUUUGCACACGAGAGAGGGAGCCCUGGACAGAGUUUGCUGAAUCAGCUGAGGAUGGGCUCACCACACGCUUUUGUAUUCAAUUGGCCAAAAAGCACAACAUGGUGGUGGUGUCUCCUAUUCUGGAGAGAGACGAGAUCCACGGCGGCACACUAUGGAACACGGCAGUGGUGGUGUCCAAUAAUGGCAAUGUGCUGGGCAAAACACGGAAGAAUCACAUUCCCCGAGUUGGAGAUUUUAAUGAAUCGACGUAUUAUAUGGAAGGCAACACUGGUCAUCGUGUCUUCCAAACACAGUUUGGAAAGAUUGCUGUGAACAUCUGCUAUGGUCGACACCACCCUCUCAACUGGCUGAUGUACAGCGUUAAUGGAGCAGAGAUCAUCUUUAACCCCUCAGCCACCGUCGGGCUGCUCAGUGAACCAAUGUGGCCGAUUGAGGCCAGAAAUGCAGCCAUCGCAAACCACUGCUUCACCUGCGCCAUCAACCGUGUGGGAACGGAGUAUUUCAAGAACGAGUUUACAUCUGGAGAUGGAAAGAAAGCGCACCAUGACUUUGGCCACUUCUACGGCUCCAGCUACAUGGCUGCACCCGACGGCAGCAGAACUCCAGGAUUAUCCAGAACCCGUGAUGGUCUGCUGGUGGCAGAACUGGACCUGAACCUCAAUCGCCAAGUUGCAGACAAGUGGAACUUCAAGAUGACCGGGAGGUAUGAAAUGUACGCAGAGGAGCUCAAAAAAGCCGUCCAGCAUGACUUCAAACCCAAUGUUAUGAAAGAUUGAGCCGAUCAGAAAAAGCAUGAGCUAAAAAAAUCCCAUUAGGAAAAAGUGUUUGUUUGUUAUUCCUAAAUAAUCAGAAUGAUGCAUUCCAUUAAAAUACAAAUCCAACUUUUAUUCAUCUCUUAAA